AUGGACUGUACUCAUCUGUUUCCUUCCCACUCGUCUUUCAGAGUGGUGCUCGUUUAUCAACGGCGGAAGGAAGAAAAGCGAGUGAGCGCGAUCUGCACUCGAACUCAGGACCUCCCGGUUCUGAGUCCGACGGUCUACCGACUGAGUAACCCUGGUUUGAAGCAGCGAAUCAUAAAUUUCUUGCUCAAGAACAUUCUUGGAAAAGACAAAAAUGACCGCACUCGGCACAUCGAGAACUUGAGUUCGAAGCCGACCUCAGACUGUGCCACGGUACGCUGCAGCACUUGA
This is a messenger RNA of Soboliphyme baturini, 288 nucleotides long. Lineage: Eukaryota; Metazoa; Nematoda; Enoplea; Dioctophymatida; Soboliphymatidae. The record is from the annotation of a GenBank genome assembly.